AUCAAACUCCAAUUUAUUAGUUAAGGAAUUAAGGAAGCCCCCGAAACCUUCCAUUUAUGUAUCCUACGAAUUAAAAUACCCACAGUCGAUAUAUUCACUCCUCAGCCGCCGCAUCACGCCGCAGUAUCAAAAUCAAAACGAGUGAACAAGAGAGAUUCACAUAACCGUAGCCGCCAUCAUUCGAAAGUGAACCGAUGGCCAUAACCGCCACCAUUUCAGUUCCAAUUACAUCACCUAGUACUCAUCGCUCUCUUGGUUCCGUGAAUUUCUUUAUCCCUUCUUCCCGAUCCAUUUUGGCUUCUCCACAACGCACUUUUCAAUACCCUAAUAAUUUCCGCCUCGUUGCUUCCUCUUCCAUGACAACUGAAUCUCCCGUUAAAACAACGACUUCCUCCAUUUCCUUCCUUCACCAAAACGAGACUGGAUUUCUCCAUUUCGCUAAGUAUCACGGCCUCGGAAACGACUUCGUUUUGAUCGAUAAUAGAGACUCUUCCGAGCCAAAGAUUAGUUCAGAGAAAGCUGUGCAACUCUGCGAUCGUAACUUUGGUGUUGGUGCUGAUGGAGUUAUUUUUGUCUUGCCUGGUAUCAAUGGCACUGACUAUACAAUGAGGAUUUUCAAUUCUGAUGGUAGUGAGCCUGAGAUGUGUGGCAAUGGAGUGCGAUGUUUUGCUAAAUUCGUUUCUCAGCUUGAGAGUUUACAUGGGAGGCACAGUUUCACCAUACACACUGGUGCUGGGAAGAUUGUUCCUGAAGUCUUGGAGGACGGAAAUGUCAGAGUUGAUAUGGGGGAACCAAUUCUUAAAGCAUCAGAUGUGCCUACUAAAUUGUCUCCAAAUAAGGAUCAUGCUGUUGUUAAAUCAGAGAUUGAUGUUGAUGGAGUUAUCUGGAAUGUGACUUGUGUUAGCAUGGGAAAUCCACACUGUGUAACCUUCAGUAGAAAAGGAAUUCAGAACUUGCUUGUUGAUGAACUGAAGCUAGCCGAAAUUGGCCCAAAAUUUGAACAUCAUGAGAUGUUUCCCGCACGAACUAACACAGAGUUUGUGCAAGUUCUUUCUGAUUCACACCUGAAGAUGCGUGUUUGGGAGCGUGGAGCAGGAGCAACUCUUGCCUGUGGAACUGGAGCUUGUGCUACAGUUGUUGCAGCAGUUCUUGAGGGCCAUGCCGGGCGGAACUGCACGGUUGAUCUACCUGGAGGGCCUCUUCAGAUUGAAUGGAAGGAUGAAGAUAAUCAUGUCUAUAUGACAGGUUCUGCAGACCUAGUGUAUUAUGGAUCUUUGCCCCUUUGAAAUAUUGCCCCGAAAUAAAUUCUUAAACCCAAUAAUUGGGGUUCGGAGAAUUAUGAAUUGCUUAGUAAUAAUAAGAGAAAAAGGAUCAUGCACUAGCACCCUUGAUUCUAUCAUCUCAUCCCAUGAUCGUAACUAUCAUUAUAAAAUAACUCAUCAAUAAACGGCUUGUGAUGGUUGUGAGUUUAAAA
Messenger RNA from Cicer arietinum (chickpea), 1474 nucleotides. RefSeq names its product diaminopimelate epimerase, chloroplastic-like. Gene Ontology annotation, cellular component: cytoplasm; cytosol. The record is from RefSeq and is a predicted model, not a curated record. Gene Ontology annotation, molecular function: diaminopimelate epimerase activity. NCBI's taxonomy places the organism in Eukaryota, Viridiplantae, Streptophyta, Magnoliopsida, Fabales, Fabaceae.